Molecule: messenger RNA, 1246 nt
Organism: Andrographis paniculata
Lineage: Eukaryota; Viridiplantae; Streptophyta; Magnoliopsida; Lamiales; Acanthaceae
Product: ethylene-responsive transcription factor 5-like
Exons: 1
Coding region: 165-1040 (291 amino acids)
Biological process (GO): ethylene-activated signaling pathway; regulation of DNA-templated transcription
Molecular function (GO): DNA-binding transcription factor activity; DNA binding
Source: RefSeq, a predicted model, not a curated record
UAUCCAUAAUCUUCCAUCUCUUUAUAAUCCCCCAUCCCUUCACUCUUUUUUUCCACUCUAAACCAAAUUUCAAUUCAAUCUUCUUCUUCUUCUUCAGACAACACCGUACCGUACCGUAUAAUAAUACAUCACUGUAAACAACAAACAACAUUAAUCAAUCAACAAUGGCGGAUGAAAGCUCUACACUGGAAUUCAUACGCCAGCACCUCCUCGAUGACCACACCUUCAUCGACAACUACUCUUCACCAUCUCCCGACAACAUUAAUCUCCUCGUCUUCUCCCCCAACCUCUCCCAUUCUUCUUCUUCUUCUUCUUCGUCGUCGUCGUCUUCUUCUUCCUCCUCCGUCGAUCAAUCCCAAUCCCAAUCUCCUGUCUACCCCUCCUUCUGCAACUUCAUCUCCUCCAACAAUAUCAUCUCCUUCAGCCCCGAAAACAUCGAUUCUCCUGAAUAUCUUGAUUUCGAAAUCAAGCCGACAAUCGCCAACACUCACCAUAAAUCCACCAAAUUUUCCGACAGAAAGCCGUCGCUCAACAUAUCAAUUCCUCAGCCGGAAAGCCGCGGCGCCGGCGGCGGAGAUAGAAGGCAUUACCGGGGAGUCCGGCAGCGGCCAUGGGGGAAGUUCGCCGCCGAGAUACGCGACCCUAACCGGAAAGGCACACGUGUCUGGCUUGGGACGUUCGACACGGCGGUCGAAGCCGCCAAAGCCUACGACAGGGCGGCGUUCAAGCUCAGGGGGAGGAAAGCCAUACUCAACUUCCCCCUCGAGAUCGGGAACGCCAGAAAUACAUCGGAAAACGCACCUGGUAUCGCCGCCGGCGGCCGGAAAAGGGAGAGGGAGACGGAGACGGAACAACGGACGGCGAAGGAUGCCAAGAGGGAAGAACGGGAAGAAGUAACGGCGUCAGUGCCUUUGACGCCGUCAAGUUGGACGGCGGCCAUAUGGGACAGUGUGGACGGGAAGAGCAUAUCUGACGUCCCGUUACUGUCGCCGUUAUCUCCUUAUCCUAGCCUCGGCUAUUCAUGGCUCAUGGUUCAAUGAGACAAUGACUUCUCGCGAGGACUAAAAUGCACCUGGCGCUAAAAGUCGGGGGUGCAUGUAGGAUUUCUAAAAGUUUGGGGGUAGCAUGAAAAUAAUACUGAACACUUAUGCGGGGGCUUGUGGAGUUCACCAUGUUCAAUGUUCAGUACUAUUUGUUUAUUCCUUUGUAAUUUCUCUAAGUGAAACGGAAGCACGUUUCUAUCGUA